CACUUCCUCCAUCAUCUUUCUUUACAUGAUGAGCAUCAUCAAAAUGAAUCCCUUUUCUAUUCCAGAAAUUAUAUCACUUGUCGGCGGUUUUCUAGAUCUAGCUGACCUCUUAUCUUGUAUUCGUGUUUCCAAGGCCUUUCACAAUACACUUGUCAAGCCCAUAUGGAAAAGGGUCACGGUUGGAUCAGCUUAUCAUACGGAACCUACUUUUGAGGCAGUGCAGAACCACAAGAAACAUAUUGAGAAGCUUGAGUUUUACAACAUCUUCCCAAAAGAGUACAGAUCAAUGCAAGGUUGUGAUCGUCUCAAAUAUAUCGGCUACUAUGUGAGAUUUUCUCAGGACUCUUCUGCCCUGAGCAAUCUUUCCAAUCUCAUCAGAGCCCACAGUUCGACAAUCACCGAGCUUAGAUUCUACUAUUCAGAAAUACAAGGCCUAUGGAGGACGCUACUGGAAUGUACUCACCUUGAAGUCUUAUCCAUUUGCGAGAUACAGAUACACAAAGAUGAAGUCGAUCUAUUCUUUCAAGUCUGCAAGAAGAUUAGAGACUUGAGGAUGACUAGCGUAAGCAUCAGUCAGCUGCCUUCCAACUUCUUGAAUGACGACAUGGACGAAUACAUUCUUCCAAAUAUGAAAAAAUUAAUCCUACAUACUGUCCAAAUAAUCAAUCCUCCACAUCCGCACACCUCAUCAAGUUGUCUCGGCAUGUUGACUAGGAGGUGUCCAAAAUUACGUUCAUUGGAUUUCUGUGAUUACAGCUGGGACACAUUCGAAACUUCACAACAAAGAUAUGUUGAUUUCUAUAGGAGUGUAUUCCUUCAUCAUCCUUAUACACUGACAAAUUUAUCCGAUUUACGCCUUACAGGGAUGAAGACAAAGGAUGAGGACAUGGCGGCGCUUCUAAGGCAGAUGACUGCACUAAGACAGCUAAUAGUUCAGCAGUGUGAUUUUGGCCCACUUUCUAUUCGAGAGUUGCUAGCGGACGAGCAGGAGAUCUCGGAUUGUGGACACUUGGUACGGAAGAGAAGGGACCAGAGGCUCUGCGAUACAAUUGAGAAAAUGCACUUCAAUAUAAACAGUACCAGAGCUGAUGGCAUUGUCCAGAUGGUCUUAUCUAAUUGUCCACGUCUGAAGGAGCUGCAUGGACCUAAAAUCACGGUGACAGAAAUUGUUGAUGGUGCAAAAUGGGUUAGCACUGGGCUUACCAGUUUGAGCAUCCUGCUUGAAGCUGACGUUAAUCAAGACACUUCAGAAGGCAUGCAGAAGCAGCGUAUUGCGUUUAGGCAACUAGGCAAGUUGACUCAACUAAACUCUCUUAUACUGACGGGGUUUCCGCGAUCUCGGAAAAUCAGAACACUGGACUUUAGGUUAAAAUCAGGCCUGGAUGAGUUAGUCAACCUGAAGAGUCUUUAUCGAUUAUCAUUUGAAGGCGAUAAGCACCAGCGAAUGCAUCUUGAGGAUGAGACUUGGAUUAAAAAUAAUUGGCCGAAUAUCAGAGAUUUCAAUUAGCUUACUACGUUCGCAUAAUAUAACCGUUUAAUAAAGGAAUCGAAGGCAUUCUGCUCCUCGACACGAG
Lobosporangium transversale is the source of this 1574-nucleotide messenger RNA. RefSeq lists its product as hypothetical. The record is from RefSeq and is a predicted model, not a curated record. The coding region runs from base 26 to 1507 and encodes 493 amino acids. The transcript has a single exon. NCBI's taxonomy places the organism in Eukaryota, Fungi, Mortierellomycota, Mortierellomycetes, Mortierellales, Mortierellaceae. Gene Ontology annotation, molecular function: protein binding.